CAGGCCAUCUGGGGUGUCCAGCUCUGAGGAGGACAAGCCGGGUGACCCCCACAGGUGCUUCUCCCCAGUAUGGAGGCGGCCUGGGCGUCAUGAAGCCUCCGCGGGUCGCCAGGCUCUGCUGUGUGCUGCUGGUCCUCGGGCUGGGGGCUGCCGGCAAGGCGCCCCCGGAAGACGCUUCCUUCUACUAUGGAACCUUCCCGCCUGGCUUCUCCUGGGGCGUGGGCAGCUCUGCCUACCAGACAGAGGGCGCCUGGGACCAGGACGGGAAAGGAGCGAGCAUCUGGGACGCCUUCACGCACAGCGGGCCGGGGAAGGUGCUUGGAGAGGAGACGGCCGACGAGGCCUGCGAUGGCUAUUACAAGGUCCAGGAGGACGUGGUUCUGCUCCGGGAGCUGCGAGUCACUCACUACCGAUUCUCCUUAUCUUGGCCCCGGCUCCUGCCCACCGGCAUCCGAGCCGAGCAGGUGAAUGAGAAAGGGAUCAAGUUCUACAGCGAUUUAAUCGAUGCCCUUUUACAGAGCAACAUCACCCCCAUUGCCACCCUGCACCACUGGGACCUGCCACAGCUGCUCCAGGUCAAAUACGGUGGGUGGCAGAACGUAAGCAUGGCCGGCUACUUCAGCGACUAUGCCAACCUGUGCUUCGAGGCCUUUGGGGACCGAGUGAAGCACUGGGUCACUUUCAGCGAUCCUCGGGCGAUGGUGGAGAAGGGCUAUGAGACGGGCCACCACGCGCCGGGCCUGCGGCUGCCGGGCACCGGCCUAUACAAGGCAGCACACCACAUCCUUAAGGCCCACGCCCAAGCCUGGCACGCUUACAACACCUCGUGGCGCAGCAAGCAGCACGGUCUGGUGGGGAUUUCGUUGACGUGUGACUGGGGGGAGCCCGUGGACAUGAGCAGCCUCAAGGACAUAGAGGCGGCUGAGAGAUACCUGCAGUUUUGCCUGGGCUGGUUUGCCAACCCCAUUUAUGCCGGUGACUACCCCCAAGUCAUGAAGGACAAUAUUGGAAGGAAGAGCGCAGAGCAAGGGCUGGAAGUGUCGCGGCUGCCGGAGUUCUCCCUCCAGGAGAAGAGCUACAUGAAAGGCACAGCCGACUUCCUGGGGUUGGGUCAUUUUACAACAAGAUACAUCACUGAGAGGCGCUUCCCCUCCCGCCAGGGGCCCAGCUACCACAAUGACCGGGACUUAGUAGAGUUCCUCGACCCCACCUGGCCACAUCUGGGGUCCAAAUGGCUCUGUUCCGUGCCCUGGGGAUUUAGGAGGCUCCUCAACUUUGCUCAGACCCAAUAUGGCGGCCCCCCCAUCUACGUGAUGGAAAAUGGAGCGUCUCAGCAGUCGCGCUGCACUCAGCUGUGUGAUGAGUGGAGAAUCCAGUACCUCAGAGGCUACAUUAACGAGAUGCUGAAAGCUAUCAAAGAUGGAGUUAAUAUAAAAGGGUACACUUCCUGGUCUCUGCUGGAUGAGUUUGAAUGGGAGAGAGGCUACGCAGAUAGAUACGGAUUUUACUACGUUGAAUUUAACGUCAGGAAUAAGCCUCGCUAUCCCAAGGCUUCGGUUCAAUACUACAAGAAGAUUAUCAUUGCUAAUGGAUUUCCGAAUCCUCGAGAGGUGGAAAGCUGGCGCCUUGAAGCUUUGGAAACUUGCUCUAUCAACAACCAGAAGCUUGCUACAGAGCCUCUGCGCCGCCACCUGCACCUGCUCUCGGAGAUCGUGGUUCCCACGGUGUGCGUCCUCUGCGUGCUCAUGGCUGCCCUGCUGCUCCUGCUCCUCCUCCCCCGCCACCACUGA
Perognathus longimembris pacificus (Pacific pocket mouse) is the source of this 1790-nucleotide messenger RNA. RefSeq names its product lactase like (gene Lctl). Gene Ontology annotation, biological process: carbohydrate metabolic process. The coding region runs from base 90 to 1790 and encodes 566 amino acids. NCBI's taxonomy places the organism in Eukaryota, Metazoa, Chordata, Mammalia, Rodentia, Heteromyidae. Gene Ontology annotation, molecular function: beta-glucosidase activity. The record is from RefSeq and is a predicted model, not a curated record. The transcript is spliced from 14 exons.